Molecule: messenger RNA, 870 nt
Organism: Bemisia tabaci
Lineage: Eukaryota; Metazoa; Arthropoda; Insecta; Hemiptera; Aleyrodidae
Source: RefSeq, a predicted model, not a curated record
CCGAAGCAGCCAAAGAUGGUCUCCGCCUAGACCUUCGUCAAGAUCACCACUCCUUGCACGACCUCCGGCACCUACAGUUGGAGAUUUAGCCACGGAUGGAAUGCUUUUUACCGUCCAGGCGGUCCCGCGUUAUCAAGUGCCUGAUGUGGAGCUGAGGAGGGGUGCUGAUGUCACCGUCAACCCACAACCUCAGAGUCCGAGGCAGGUCUUGCAACUUAUCACAAAGGAAAAAAACUACAAUCGCGUCACAUUACUCUCCGCACUCAGAUGGGUCAUUUACCAUUUGAACGACGCAGCCAAUGGGCCACCAAUGCUUGUGGAAAUAAGUUUUGGCAGAGUGCCUCGGGGACUGCGCAAGAUGCGCUGGAUACGCAGGACAGCCUUCGGAAACCCAAACAUUGAUUCGGGCACUCCGAUAAGAAGAUUACCAGAAACCUUUGAAUCAUUAAAUGACUGGUUGUUUAGAACAGCUGUACACAAUAAUAUUGAACGCGCGCAAAACCCACUACCGCCGCCCCCUUUACAGCCGGAAGUGGCCCCGGAUGAUAGACGAGUCUCCUCCUCCGACCCGAAUGCUUGCCGUAUAUGCUUUUCACACGCGGAAAAAAUAUGGAUCAAGCCGUGCAAUCACCGAACAUGUAAAAGCUGCAUCCUGACAAUCCGCAAAGAGGCAGUCGAGGCUCAGGGAGACAUGAACGCCUCUUACAAAUGUCCCUUCUGUAAGCGCUUUGUUGAAGAGUGGAAGGAAGAUGGCCCAUAUCCAAACAGUAACCCAAAUGUCUCCUGAAAGACACGCCUACUUGUUCCAAGGUCCUUUACCCUAUCCCAGGUACAACAGAUUGCAAUGAGUAGCAAUAGCAAUGCAUAGUA